GCCCUCCCCCCCGCCCCGCCUCCGGGGCACCAGCUUCGGCUCCAUUGUUCCCGCCCGGGCUGGAGGCGCCCGGCUCCGAGUGCCGCCGGGAGUCGUGCCUCGGCCGCGGAGCUCUCGAGACCCCACCAGGAUCUGAACGGAGCUCGGGGACCAGCGGCCGGAGCGCAAGACACAGACACCCGCCGCGCCACGGCGAGCUCUCCAGAGGCGGGACCGCAGCGCCAAGUGAGACUCAGCUUUCGAAGGCAGAUCUCACUUGCGGUGGAGUAUCCAUGGAGGUGCAGAGCCUUGUUACCAACCUCUAACUGCAGAACUGGGAUGUGGGGCUGGAGGUGCCUCCUCUUCUGGGCUGUGCUGGUCACAGCCUCUCUCUGCACUGCCAGGCCAGCCCCAACCUUGCCCGAACAAGCUCAGCCCUGGGGAGUCCCUGUGGAAGUGGAGUCUCUCCUGGUCCACCCUGGCGACCUGCUACAGCUUCGCUGUCGGCUUCGCGAUGAUGUGCAGAGCAUCAACUGGCUGCGGGAUGGGGUGCAGCUGGUGGAGAGCAACCGUACCCGCAUCACAGGGGAGGAGGUGGAGGUGCGGGAUUCCAUCCCCGCUGACUCUGGCCUCUACGCUUGUGUGACCAGCAGCCCCUCUGGCAGCGAUACCACCUACUUCUCCGUCAAUGUCUCAGAUGCACUUCCAUCCUCAGAGGAUGAUGACGAUGAUGAUGACUCCUCCUCAGAGGAGAAAGAGACAGACAACACCAAACCAAACCGUAGGCCUGUAGCUCCGUACUGGACAUCCCCAGAAAAAAUGGAGAAGAAACUGCACGCAGUGCCAGCCGCAAAGACUGUGAAGUUCAAGUGCCCGUCCAGUGGGACACCCAAUCCGACUUUGCGCUGGUUGAAAAAUGGCAAAGAAUUUAAACCUGACCACCGGAUUGGAGGCUAUAAGGUUCGUUAUGCCACCUGGAGCAUCAUAAUGGACUCUGUGGUGCCUUCUGACAAGGGCAACUACACCUGCAUCGUGGAGAAUGAGUAUGGGAGCAUUAACCACACCUACCAGCUUGACGUCGUGGAACGAUCCCCUCACCGGCCCAUCCUGCAGGCAGGGCUGCCUGCCAACAAGACAGUGGCCCUGGGCAGCAACGUGGAGUUCAUGUGUAAGGUGUACAGUGAUCCACAGCCUCACAUCCAGUGGCUGAAGCACAUCGAGGUGAACGGGAGUAAGAUCGGUCCAGACAACUUGCCGUAUGUCCAGGUCCUGAAGACUGCUGGCGUUAAUACCACCGACAAGGAAAUGGAGGUGCUUCAUCUACGGAAUGUCUCCUUUGAGGAUGCGGGGGAGUAUACGUGCUUGGCGGGUAACUCUAUCGGACUCUCCCAUCACUCUGCAUGGUUGACCGUUCUGGAAGCCCUGGAAGAGAGACCAGCCGUGAUGACCUCACCUCUCUACCUGGAGAUUAUUAUCUACUGCACCGGGGCCUUCCUGAUCUCCUGUAUGGUGGGCUCUGUCAUCAUCUACAAGAUGAAGAGCGGCACCAAGAAGAGCGACUUCCAUAGCCAGAUGGCUGUGCACAAGCUGGCCAAGAGCAUCCCUCUGCGCAGACAGGUAACAGUGUCAGCUGACUCCAGUGCAUCCAUGAACUCGGGGGUUCUCCUGGUUCGGCCUUCACGACUCUCCUCCAGCGGGACCCCUAUGCUAGCUGGAGUCUCCGAAUAUGAACUCCCCGAGGACCCCCGCUGGGAGCUGCCUCGUGACAGACUGGUCUUAGGCAAACCGCUUGGCGAGGGCUGCUUCGGGCAGGUGGUGUUGGCUGAGGCCAUCGGGCUGGAUAAGGACAAACCCAACCGUGUGACCAAAGUGGCCGUGAAGAUGUUAAAGUCCGAUGCAACGGAGAAGGACCUGUCGGAUCUGAUCUCAGAGAUGGAGAUGAUGAAAAUGAUCGGGAAGCACAAGAAUAUCAUCAACCUGCUGGGGGCGUGCACCCAGGAUGGUCCUCUGUAUGUCAUCGUGGAGUAUGCCUCCAAAGGCAAUCUUCGGGAGUAUCUGCAGGCCCGGAGACCUCCUGGGCUGGAGUACUGCUACAACCCUAGCCACAACCCCGAGGAACAGCUGUCCUCCAAAGAUCUGGUGUCCUGUGCUUAUCAGGUGGCUCGGGGCAUGGAGUAUCUUGCCUCUAAGAAGUGUAUACACCGAGACCUGGCUGCUAGGAAUGUCCUGGUGACAGAGGAUAAUGUAAUGAAGAUCGCGGACUUUGGCCUAGCUCGAGACAUUCACCAUAUCGACUAUUAUAAGAAAACCACCAACGGCCGGCUGCCUGUGAAGUGGAUGGCGCCUGAGGCAUUGUUUGACCGGAUCUACACCCACCAGAGCGAUGUGUGGUCUUUUGGGGUACUCUUGUGGGAGAUCUUCACUCUGGGUGGCUCCCCAUACCCCGGUGUGCCUGUGGAAGAACUUUUCAAGCUGCUGAAGGAGGGCCAUCGAAUGGACAAGCCCAGUAACUGUACCAAUGAGCUGUACAUGAUGAUGAGGGACUGCUGGCACGCAGUGCCCUCUCAGAGACCUACUUUCAAGCAGCUGGUGGAAGACCUGGACCGCAUUGUGGCCUUGACCUCCAACCAGGAGUAUCUGGACCUGUCCAUGCCGCUGGACCAGUACUCACCCAGCUUUCCCGACACACGGAGCUCUACCUGCUCUUCAGGGGAGGACUCUGUCUUCUCUCAUGAGCCGUUACCCGAGGAGCCCUGUCUGCCCCGACACCCCACCCAGCUUGCCAAUGGUGGACUCAAACGGCGCUGACUACCAACCGUCCCCAGCCUUCCCCCAUUAUGUCAUCACCUGUGCCCCUCACCCACAAUUCCCUGCUGGACACACUGCCUUUCUCCUCCUCUUUUGCUGCUGGCAAGAGCCAGUGCCUGACUGAGACCUUCCGGUGUGGCCUACCCCUCCAUCCUCCCCAAGACCCUUCUUCCUCUUCUUAGCCUGCUGUGUGAGAGAGGAGCCAAGGGGCAGGUACUUGCUGCCUCCUUCCCAGGUGUUGGACCAAGACCCACCCUGCUGCCUGGCACUGCUUGGAUAUCUGCGGAGUAGAAGCAAGUGGAACAGUCAUCAUGCAAGCAAGCGAGAGCUUCCUGAGUGUUCUUGUUGACCCAUCAGCCCCUUGUGUUCUGGUGGCAGAGGCCUUGGGGCUCCUGAAGCAGUGAGGUUUCUGUUUAGGCCUUAACUGAAGGCAACCUCUGCUCCAGAUGGAUGGUACCAGUAGCUUCUUAAUUCCAAUACUAAUUUGCUUUGCUGACCAAAUACCUGGUACCAGAAGACAGGGAGGGAGAGAUUGGGAGCAAUGAUGUGCCCUUGGGCUGAGCCCUAGACUUGGGGCUCUGUACAUAGCUAUGAAGAAAACACAAAGUGUAUAAAUCUGAGUAUAUAUUUACAUGUCUUUUUAAAAGGGUCAUUACUAGAGAUUUACCCAUCGGGUGAGAUGCUCCUGGUGGCCGGGAGGCAUCAGUUGCUAUAUAUUAAAAAACAAACAAACAAACAAAAAAAGGAAAAUGUUUUUUAAAAGGUCAUAUAUUUUUUGCUACUUUUGCUGUUUUAUUUUUUUAAAUUAUGUUUUAAACCUAUUUUCAGUUUAGGUCCCUCAAUAAAAAUUGCUGCUGCUUCAUUUUUAUCCUGGGCGUGUGGAAAGGGGGCAGAUGUCCCCCUGCAAAAGAGGGAGACAGGGACUAGAGGGCCAUGAGCUGGUAUCUCUCCCCACCAUCCUCUUCCCACCCCCCAUCCCCACCCCAGUGACCUCUGUCUCCAGGAUUGUGCCCUCCCAGACAAGCCUUCUGUCUCUGAUGGCUUUGGGAAAGGCAGGGAAAGGAGUCUGAGGUCCUGAGGGCAGAGAGCCAAACCCACACACUUGAUUGUUUCUUCAGAGGAGAUGAGUCUAGCCAGCGGGUAGAACAGAAACUCAAACCCUAGACCCUGUGUGGAUGCCUGUAUGUAUCUGUGAGAGAAACUUUGUCACCCAAAGCUAGCUGUACAUUCAUGUCUUGUCUGUCUUCCCCAACCUAUUCCUCAUUUUCCUCUCCUGUAAAUAUUCUCUCUUUCCCAAGUCUCUGUUACCCGGAUGGAUCUGUUCCUGAUCUUGGCUUCCUAUAGUUUUUUUUUCUUUACAAACUCCAUCCAUCCAUCCCUCAGAAAAGGGAAAACAAUCUCUUGGUUUGGGUCAGCUUAGCAACUCACUUCUGCCACCUGCUGGUUGUUAGUGGUACCUUGGUAUUUCAUUCAAACCUGCCCACUCUAGCCUUCUAGGGUGUUUUUGUUUUUUGUUUGUUUUUAUGGUUCUCUGCUGAAUACAAAACGGUUCAAUAUGAUUUCAUCUGUAGAAGUUAGGGCUGCUUCUUUAAACACAGCUUUGGUAGCUGUGGUUUUGGUCAUCGUCAUAGCGUUCUUGUCGUUGUUUUCUCUGGGUACACAUGUAACUGUCAAAAUAUUACGAGUGAUUUUUAUGCUGAAAGAAGGCAUCAUUUGGCAGAAAGGGCCAGGGAAUGAAUUUUAGCACAAAUUCAUUUUCUUGGAGACCGUAUCAAAGUGUUUUUUUUUUUCCUUGUUAAAAUAGUGAACGUCAUUUCUGCCUCAGGUCUACUUGACUCACUGUCAUGUGAAUGGAAGGGGAGAACACAGAAAGGGCUUUGUGUGACUCGAGAGGUGCUAGGAACUGGAAGAAACUGAAGUCUCUGUGGCUACUAUUCAAAUUGCCCACAGAGAUCCCCAGGGACAGGGAUGGCUAUCAAAUAAAAGGUAGUGAAAUUGACAUGGAGGGAAAUGAAAUGGCUCUCUCACUUAGAGGACCAGCGUGGGUCUCGUGGGAAGGGGAACCCAGCUCACAGAAUGAAGAUGUGUUGUCAGGGCACAGCCUCUGUCUGCUUUCCUGGGGCUUAAAAGAUGGCCAAGGCAUCAAUCAAUACUGCUUUCCCAUCUUCUCUAAUUGCCGUAGGCUAAAGAUCAUCAGUCCCUUGACUCUGUUAAUGUAAUAUAUUGAUUUCAGGUAAGUAAGAUUGAACAUAGAUGAAGUAAGAAAUCUGACUUAAUGGUAAUGAACUCUGUUUAUCAGCUGCCACUGGGUGGAGCCAGCAAGCUAAAAUACACACACAUACACACACACACACAGUGUUAGGUAAUAAUCUCAGAGCCAGUUUUCUCUGAAGUAACAGACCUACCUGCAAGUGGGAACUUUUGGCCUGAGUAUAGCAUUGUAAAACUCUGCACAUGAACAAUAUGUCUUGUACAGAAUGAGACCUGGCGCAAGUGCAGAGCCAAUACUAUCAAGUAGCAGCAAGCAACAACUAUUAUCAUAGAAGUCGGUGUAAAAUGUGAGUGUGUCUAAUGUCACUCCAGGCGCAUGUUAGAGCUUACAGUGGUACCUGGCGAGCCUAUUGGCAGCUGGUGGCGGCUGAGGUCCGCCACAUCUGCAGGAGAGUAGAGAGCUACGAGGGAGAAGAGGGGCCUUUGAAGCAACGUGGCAUGACCUUGUAUCCCCUUAGCUAAUAGAAACCACGAAGGGAAUAGACCAGCAAGAACCUUAAAGUUGGCUGGUCCUGAUGGUGAAUGCCCUUCAUCCCAGCAUUUACUUUGUAGACCAGGCUGGACUCCAACUCAACAAAGAGCCACCAGCCUCUCCUUCCAGAGUGCUUGAAUUAAAAGUAUGUGCCACCACA
This is a messenger RNA of Arvicanthis niloticus (Nile rat), 5690 nucleotides long. RefSeq names its product fibroblast growth factor receptor 1 (gene Fgfr1). Gene Ontology annotation, biological process: positive regulation of kinase activity; positive regulation of cell population proliferation; protein phosphorylation. Gene Ontology annotation, molecular function: fibroblast growth factor receptor activity; fibroblast growth factor binding; ATP binding. The record is from RefSeq and is a predicted model, not a curated record. Gene Ontology annotation, cellular component: signaling receptor complex; plasma membrane. NCBI's taxonomy places the organism in Eukaryota, Metazoa, Chordata, Mammalia, Rodentia, Muridae.